GCGAGCGGACGUACGUUGCGCCUGCCGGAGAUUCUUCGCUGCCGAGCUGUUCUCUUAUAUAUUACAUUGCUACAGAAACACACAAACAAACAUAUACGCGCACAUACACACCUGUACACAAAUCGAGCGGGCAAAAAUGUUGGAGCACGCGCGCGCAAAACUCGAACCAAAGCAAAACGAAUCGAAAAGUGCUUCAAAAUCCACGUGAAUCGGUGCAUAGGCAAUCGGGCGAAAGUAAAACGAAUAUAAAAAUCAAAUCGAAUCAAAUUUGAGGCGAAAUUAAAGUGGAGUUUUCUUUAGAGGAAAAAUCAAUGCCGCUAAACGUAAACUGACGACGACGCACAGAUACACACGCACACCAAACGCACACGUGUGUCUCCAAUACAAACACAACCACACACCGACGCACACGGACAAACGGCAAAAGCCUAACAAAGUGAAAGUAACGGAAUUGGCAAGCCAAAAGAGAAGGAGCGAAGGAGCAACAGAAAUCCUCGUAAAUUUUGCAUUGCCUACUUUCCAGCGGAGAGAACUAAAUUCUUUGAGUGAAUUCCACUGCUGCUGCUGAUGCCUGAUGGCCUGGUCACUGUGCCAAGUCCUCUGUGCGAGCGAGUGAGUAAGUGAGACUGUGUGUGCGUGCUUCUUUGGCUGUUUCCAAAAGUCGGUCAUACUAAAAACACAAACAACAACAGCGCCAGGCAGAGCAAGGAAAGGCGGCAACUGCAGCCGCCAACGAUACAGCGCCAGCAUCAGCAGCAGGAGCAGCAACGGCCACCUGAGCAAAGAUAAACACGCAAAACAAAGCAAAGUGGGUCAGUGUGCGAGGCAGCGGUAGCCCAUUCAAGGGGUUUUCAGGUGGUGGUGGAGGAGGAGGAGGUGCAACACCAGCUGCAUCUUGAGGAGGCAACGACAUGUGCUGAUGGACAUGUGUGCAACGGCAGUAGGCGGCACACUCAAAGGCUCAACGGCAGACAGAACAAAGGUUGCGGCGCCCAAGCGGAAAUUAACUUCUGGUUGAUUUGAGGCUCGUGGAACUCGCUGCCCCAGACAAUGGCGCCAGGCAACAAAAGUAACAACAAUAGACACAAAAGCACAGCCAGUGCCAGGAGCAACUUCCGUUGCAGCUGCCUUUACGGAGCAAACACCAAAGUUGGCGGCAGAACUGACUCCGGAUCGAACGAAGGACAACAGAAGCAGCAGCAGCAGCAGCAGCAGCAUCGGAGGCAGCAACAAAUCUAAUUACGGAACAACAAUAAGGUCAAAACUUGGAUGUUGUCCAAGGGAUGUUGAUGUUGCUGAUGAUGAUGAUGAUUUUGCUGCUGUUGGUGAUGGUGAUGGGAAUGCCAACGCACACUCAAACGUUCCCCUUUGUGUUGCCUAACGGAAAUGAGGCGCUACAUGUCGCCCCCAGUCAGCCCAGACGUUGCUGCUGGCCAAUCUGAAUUGCUCGCGUCAGUGAGCGAGUAACAGGCGAAACUCCGAUUACAAAUUCUCCCAGCUGGAAUCUGCUGGAAUUUAAUUAAAGCGCAAAAAAGCCGGAACACGAGUCGGAGUCCGAGAAAACGAGUCAAAGUAGGGCGAUUGCCCAAGAGGCGUGGCGUGGCGGCGGGUGGUGGCCAUAAAUCCAUGCCCCCAUCCAUGCUGCAGGCUGCUACUCCGCUGCAACGAUUGAGCGGAGCAACGACACUGUCCAAUUAGUUGCUGCAAGAGCCACGAGCGGCUAUCAUUUGGGCUCCAUUGAACGUACUACCCGGUACACCGCUGCCUCACUGAUGACUGCGGCCAAAAGACGUGCGGGCAGCAGCAGCAGCAGCAGCACCAGCAACGAGCAGCAGUCCCUUCAGCAGCAGCAGCAGCAACAGCCACAGCAUCUGACCAGACAGGAUGGGGACUCGCAGGCACAGGGACACCACGAGUACCAGCAGUUGCUGCAGCAUCCCCACCACCACCACCACCACCACCAUCAGCACUACGGUGUCGGAGGAGGAGGCGGCAAUCACCCACAGCAAUACCACCAGCAGCACUCACAUCCCCAGCAGCAGCAGCAGCAGCAUCCUCAUCAGCACACGAAUCCUCAUCAGGCGACACUGCGCGAUUGCUCUGUCAAAUUGCCGCUGGAUAUCCUAUGGCUGCCAAAGUCGGCGAUGCGACCGGUGGGCCCGGAUGCCUCGCACACGGACUGCAUCCUGGUGGUGGGCGUCUCCCGUCCAAAGCUUGCCGUCGUCUUCCUCACGGUCAUGCUGAUCUCACUGUUCCUCACCUUCCACGUGCUGUACGACAGUGCCGUGUACAACAUCCAGGCGGCCCAGGCCGUACACGAGAGGCAUCGCCUCUCGCUGGCAGCCUCCGCCUCCGCCUCCGCAUCAGCCCUUUCCGGAUCUUCAUCGGCCAGUGGCGCCUCCUCCUCCUCCUCCGCAUUCGCUUCGUCAUCCAACCAUCUGCCUGCUUUCGUGAAGCCAGUGCCCAGCGCGAAUCAGCUUAGCCAUCCCAUGGUAUUUCCCUCCAGUCGGGUGCACUUUCCCAAAACCAGUCGCCGUCUGCCGCAGGCCCUCAUAAUUGGUGUGCGAAAGUGCGGCACGAGGGCACUGCUGGAGAUGCUCUAUCUGCAUCCGCGCAUCCAAAAGGCCGGCGGCGAGGUGCACUUCUUCGAUCGGGAUGAGAACUACCUGAAGGGCCUGGAAUGGUAUCGCAAGAAGAUGCCGCACUCCUUCCGCGGCCAGAUAACCAUCGAGAAGAGUCCCAGCUAUUUUGUGUCGCCAGAGGUGCCGGAGCGAGUGCGGGCCAUGAAUGCGAGCAUCAAGCUGCUGCUGAUUGUGCGGGAGCCGGUGACCAGAGCCAUCUCGGACUACACCCAGCUGCGCAGUCAUGCGGCAACUGCCAUCCUGCCGCUGGCCGAGCGGGAGAGCUCCGGCAGUGGCGCAUCCGCAUCCGCAUCCGCGGCUGCCGCCCAGCCGCCCAAGAUGCCGUCACACUCGCUGCUGUAUGCCAAGCUGCAGGCGGCUCAUGGCUAUGACAAUGCCCUGGUCGGUGGCAGUGGCGCGGGCGCCAAGGAGACGAAAACAAAGUUAAGCGUCGCGGGCAGGCGGCAGGCCGGCGCUGGAGCGGCAGCUGGCGGAACGAUGACCACGACAACACCAUCGCCGCUGGCAAGUGCCGCCCAAAUGGCAGCCAAGUCCUUUGAGGAGCUGGCCAUAUUUCCCAAUGGCACCGUUAACGAGGCUUAUCGACCGCUCAGCAUAUCCAUGUACCAUGUCCAUCUGCACCGCUGGCUGGAGGUCUUUCCGCGCGAACAGCUGCUGGUGGUCAACGGGGAUCGCCUCAUCGAGGAUCCAGUCUCACAGCUGAGGCGCAUCGAGGCGUUCUUAGGCAUUGAGCACCGUGUGAAGAGCGAACACUUCUACUUCAACGAGACAAAGGGAUUCUACUGCCUGCGCUACGACAACGGAGAUCGCUGCCUGCGCGAGACCAAGGGCCGAAAGCAUCCACAUGUGGAUCCCGUGGUGGUCUCCCGGCUGCGCAGAUUCUUUGCCGAAUACAAUCAACGCUUCUACGAGCUGGUUGGCGAGGAUCUCGGCUGGCCCGAGGAGUAGGCGCCGCAGAAAUCCUAAAUGAGAAACAUGGACUGUGGGACACACACAACCACCAGUGUGUGCAGUGCGAAGUGCAACGUCAACAGCAACAUCCCAGCAAAUAAAUCUGCCCGCCAGUGGUCAAUCCUAUGAGCUCCUGGUGCAGCAAUUUUAAUUGCACGCAGCAGAGGCGGCAACGGCAACGGCAACGCCAGCAGGAAGAGCAGCAGAAAAGAAGGGAAUGCAUGGCACAGUUUACCCGUGGUAUAUUUUGUGAAGUUUCACGAAAAAAUGUCUGCCUGGUCGGGUAGAAGUGGGGGGUGCAGCCCUCCCAGCCAACCCAGCCAGCAGCUCUGACAGUUCAAUUAUGCGCGCGUAUUGAAAAACUGCAUUCCCAUUUCCCGCAGCCCACCAGUUUCCAUUCCGCCCUGUCCACCCAUGCCCCUCCCCCACGCAUGCAAAUUUGCCUUCGCAUCAGAGAAAGGAAAUGAGAGAAAGAACAAGAAGGGGAAAAAACACUGAACUGUACGCAUUCCGAUGUGCAGCAGGCCAUGAAAAUGUGAAUGGUGGCAGAACUCGGUCUCCACAGAAGCACAUACAUAUCUGUGGCCCACACAUAUAUGGUCCACACACUAUAUAGCGAAAUAAAAGCAAUAUCUACAUGAUGUUCGAAGGUUACACACAGUUUUGUACGGUAUUUAUGUGUGUUUACCUUUCUCCCUCUCUGUCUCUCUCUCUCUCAGCCAGAUGAGUGUGUGCACGAGUGUCUGAGAGCAUAAAAAUUAAUUAAGCAACUAAAUGUGAUUUUAUAGCAUAUAAGCAUAGAACAAAUUGAAAAUGAUUGCAACCGAAAGAGAAGAAAAAUAGAGAGAGAGAGAGCGAGGGAGGGAGAGAGACAGAGAGUAAUGAAAAUCUCGCAUGAGAGAGUGAGGUGGGAGCUACAUGGGCCCCCACUAUGAGGAAAUUAAAAAUGUAUUUAGACUAACAGUCGGCUGAAUUAAAUGUGUGCAAAUGGAAACAACCACAAAACUAAAACAUAUCAUCCAAAUAGAGUGCAUAAAUAUGUAUGCGAUGCUCCAUCAAUGCAGCACAACAUAUACACACAUAUGUACAUACAUAUGUACAUAUGUAUUUACAUAAUUGAACUAAUGCCAUUUUUACAUCAUGUUAUAUAUCGGUGGCUAAACCAACCAUGAAAUCGAAACAUAUCAGCUGCAAUCGUCAGCGCAAAAAUAUACACAACAAACCAAAAAGAAAAUCUAUAUACAGAUACAGAUAUAUUAUUAUUAUAUACAAACAUAUCUUAGCGUGUAAGCAUCAAAUUAAUUGUAAAUGAUUUUGAUUUGGAACUAGUCUUUAGCGUGCGAUGUGUCAUGGAAUCGUCUUAGACAGAACUUUUAGCAGAAUACAAACAAACAAACAUACAAAAAAACAUAUCUUAGAUUAAUGAUGCACUGCCUAAACCAAAGAGAACAACAAAAAAACAAGCCUAGAGUUAUCUUAAUAGAUGAGUAAACUGCACCCACAUAGUGCGUAAGUUUAUUACGGAUAGUUUUUUAAUGCAUUUUUAGCCAGAUUAUUUUGUAUUCCUAAAGAGCGAACUCUACCUAUAGAUAAUCCUAAAAUAUACACAAACAAACAAACAUACAUAUCAGCGGUUUAGCUAAUGUUUAAACAUUUCGUAUGCAUAUCAAAACUCAGUGUGAACUACUUAGGAUAACACUCUACAUGGUAAUCCAAUUUCCUUUUAUAUCCCAGAUAUACAUACAUACUUACAUAAACGCAGACAUACUCGUAUGAAUAGAGGUACCUCCCCCCCUUUGGUUCGUGUGCCAGUGUUAAGGGAUCUUCAGCACAGAACUCGACUAGCGCUUAAAAGCAGUACUUAACAGAACAGGAAAUAGACUAUGAGAUUUAUAAGCCUUGUUUAUACAGACAUUUCCUUAUACACGAUAUGUAAUUGUACCGUACUAUCCCCCCCAUGCUGAUCUCUCAAUGACAAAGGAACCACGAAUGGAAUGAAACUAACCAAGCAAUAUCAAUUCAAAAGCAAGACUGAAGGUCCUCCGCAGAAUGUUUUACUCUUAUUUGUUUGUUACAAAAUGAUUUAUACUCGAUUCUGGAAAAUACAACCAAGCAAAAACCAAAAUAUUAUAGCAAAGACAACGAACAUUUCUAAUUUGUUUAUAUUUUUAUACAGAGAAGAAAGAAACGCAUGAAGAGAACCUUAACCAGAAACCGAAUGGAAAUCUCAACCAUUUCCAUUUUCAAAGUAUAUUAAUUAUAGCAAACAAAUUAUAUAUAUACAUAUAUAUAAUAUAUACGAGUAUAACUUAAGAGCGAUUUGUAGUUGCAUUUUGUCCUCGAACUUAAACUUGAACUACGCCAAUUGCAUACCAAAUACAUAUCAAAAGUAUAACUCAACUCUAGAUCCUCCAUUGAUAUUGAUAUAUUGAUAUUAUUGAUGUAUUGUCUACUUAAAUUGAACGUGCAAAACUCAAAAACUAUAAUGUACCUUAAAAAUCAACUCUAUUUCUUUAACUUUAACUUUAACUCUAACUAUAACUCAAAACUCUUUGCAACUUAUUCAAACUUUCAAUGUACAUAAAUACAAAAAGUAUUAAGCAAAACAAAAACCAAAAACCAAAAACAAAACAACAACACAAAAAGAAUCACCGAAAGGAAAACCAAACAAGACCGUAAAUCAAUUCAACAAAACUGUAAGAAAACCAACAAAACACAUUUUAAGCUAUGGAACAUUUUACCGCAUGCAAUAAAUAAAUGUAAUUCAAA
This is a messenger RNA of Drosophila subobscura, 6362 nucleotides long. RefSeq lists its product as uncharacterized. Lineage: Eukaryota; Metazoa; Arthropoda; Insecta; Diptera; Drosophilidae. The record is from RefSeq and is a predicted model, not a curated record. The coding region runs from base 1773 to 3590 and encodes 605 amino acids. The transcript is spliced from 8 exons. Gene Ontology annotation, molecular function: [heparan sulfate]-glucosamine 3-sulfotransferase activity.